Molecule: messenger RNA, 3807 nt
Organism: Guillardia theta CCMP2712
Lineage: Eukaryota; Cryptophyceae; Pyrenomonadales; Geminigeraceae
Exons: 5
Coding region: 1-3807 (1268 amino acids)
Biological process (GO): transmembrane transport
Cellular component (GO): membrane
Molecular function (GO): ATP binding; ABC-type transporter activity; ATP hydrolysis activity
Source: RefSeq, a predicted model, not a curated record
AUGAAUCCACUGCUGCGCAAGGGAUUGAGAAAGCAGAUCGAUGACUCUGAUCUUUCUGCCCUCCUCGGCCUGGAUCGAGCCAAAGAGAACGGGGACGAGCUUUGGGCGACCUGGCAGAGAGAGCGGCAAGGGACGGAAGGCUCCCUUUCCUUGUGGAAGGCCAUCGGAAAGGUCUAUGGUCCGUCUUUCUGCUUCGUCAUUCCGCACAGAAUGGCAGGAGAUCUGCUCACGUUUGUAUCUCCUCUCCUGCUGCAACAGUUGUUGCAGCUGAUUGAGAACGGAGAGAUGGCGGAGAGAGGAGGGAUGAUCGAUGCUGUCCUCCUCACUCUCUGCAUCUUAUUCUGCAAGCUCACUGAGAGCAUUCUCAUUCAAAACUACUUUCAUCAAUGCUUCCGCGUGGGAUGGCGAGUCAGGACGGCUACUGCAACCAUGGUGUAUCGGAAAAUCUUCCGACUGUCAACACGAGGUCUUCAUCUCUUCAAGACAGGACAGCUGGUGGACCUCGUUUCUAUAGAUGCUGUUCGACUCUGCGUUGCAGCGGGAUACCUACAUUAUGCCUGGAGCGCGCCAAUGAUGGCGAUCAUUGCGAUUAUUCUCUUGUACAACCUGCUGGGCUCCUCAGUCUUUGCAGGGUUAUUCAUCAUGAUUGUUCUCUUGCCUAUCAACACUUACGUGAUCAAGAAGAUGCAGUUACUCAACAACAAGCUGAUGGAGGCAAAGGAUCGGCGAACAGAGAGCAUGGACGAGGUUCUUCAUGCGAUCCGAGUCAUCAAGCUCUUCGCAUGGGAAGAUUCUUUCAUGGAUAAGGUCCAGAAGCUGAGAGAAAAGGAAAUGCUCUUGUUGCGGACGGAGGGGGUUUGGGCGGUGGCUUCAAGCUUCGUGUGGAUCGGGUCUCCUCUUCUGGUGUCUCUGGCAUCAUUUGCUGCUUUCACUUGGAGCGGCAAUGAGCUGAAACCUCACAUCGCCUUCACUGCCUUGUCACUUUUCAAUGUGUUGAGAAUGCCUCUCUUCGCGAUCCCGCAGGCAAUCAAUUUCUUCAUUGCUUGCAAGACAGCAAUCGGACGAAUCCAUCCGUUCCUGUGUGCAGACGAGGUCGACCCCUGCUACUUCGAGGAAGAGCUAGGAGCAUCGGACGAAGAGGAGAAGCAUCCCACAGUUGUGUCCAUCAAGGGAGGAGAGUUUUCAUGGUGCAAGUCUAAGAGGACGUUGCAUGAGAUCGACUUUGAGGUCAAGCAGGGUGAAUUCGUCAUGAUAUGUGGAUCAGUCGGCUCAGGCAAGACGUCGCUGCUCGCUGCUAUCUUGGGGGGGAUGUUGAAGAAAGAGGGUACUGUAAGGCUCAAGGGAAGCGUAGGCUACUCACCUCAGGAAGCUUGGAUCAUGAACGCGACUCUUCGGGACAACGUUUUGUUCGGGAAGGAGCUCAAGCUCGAUGUUUACGACUCAGUGUUGAAAGCUUGCUCCCUCGACAAAGACAUUGAAAUGCUCCCAGGCGGAGAUGCCACAGAGAUUGGUGAGAAAGGAAUCAACCUGUCGGGAGGACAGAAAGCGCGGAUCGCACUGGCUCGAGCAUGUUACAGUCAGGCCGACCUUUACCUUCUCGACGACCCUCUUUCUGCCGUCGAUGUGCACGUGGGUAAUCACAUCAUGUCUCAGUGCAUCGGCGGCCUCCUCGCAGGGAAGACCCGCAUCCUCGUGACUCAUCAGGUGCAGUACGCCGGGUUCGCCGAUAGAGUUGUCUUCCUCGAGAAAGGAAGAAUCAUCGCAGCUGGUCGCCCGGAAGAAGUGAGGGCUGCUCAUAGCUCAUGGUUUCAGGUAAAGCGCAAGAGUGGAGAGGACGUGGAUGCAGCAGAUGCGAAAGGAGACGCAGGAGAAGGGGCUACGGCUGUGGAUUCAGAAGCUGGAGACGAGAAGGAAACGCCGCCUAGUAAAGGGGCUGAAACGAAGAACUCACAGACAAUCCAAGCAGAGAAGAGGGAGGAAGGAGCACUAAAGCGAAAGAUAUGGAAAGCCUACGCCAAUGCGAUGGGCCUGAAGAUGCUGAUUUUUCUCACUUCAUCCUACCUCAUCUCUCAAGCCCUGCAGAGUGCGAGCGAUUUCUGGUUGAGCAUUUGGUCCUCCGCUGUGAUUGCCAGCGAGCCGCCAGCUUCCCGCCGAUCACACGGGCUGUGGCUUCUGCUUGGCAGUGAACACUCUCUCCUUGAGGUGACAGGAGAGGGGAGGAUGGCGGCGGACUCAGCUUACUAUCUUAUGGUUUACUCGCUACUCUCCUUGAUCGCAAUCGUGGGGAUCGGAGCACGAGCUCUUGUUGUCAACUUUGCGGUGAUUCGAGCAGCCAAUCGCCUUCACUCUCGCAUGUUGCGCUGCAUCGUUCACAGUCCAGUCCGCUUCUUCGACACGACACCCAUGGGCAGAAUUCUCAAUCGCUUUGGAGCUGAUCAGUAUGCAGCCGACAAAGAGAUGCGGGAGAGUCUGGGUCAGCUUCUGCAGACGAUGAUGAAGGUCUUGCAGGUCAUUGUCGUCGUCAUGCUUGUCACUCCCACCUUCGCUGUGAUUUUCCUGCUCGUGGUCCUCGUCUACUAUAGAAUCCAGCGAGUCUACCGUCAGUCCUCGCGCGAGCUCAAAAGGCUGGAGUCUGUCUCCAAGUCGCCUCUACUUGCCAAUCUCCGCGAGUCCAUGGGAGGGAUCGACACCAUCAGGGCCUUCAAGAUGCAAGCGACCUUCGAAGAGACCUCGGACCGAUGUAACGACGCCUACACCCGCGCUUACGCUAACUCCAACACUGCGAACCGAUGGCUAGGAGUCCGUCUGGAGUUCUUGGGCAACAUGAGCGUCUUUUUCGCAGCGCUCUUAGCGGUCCUGCAGAGCGCGCAAGACAGGACGUCGGCUGGACUGAUCGGGUUGAGCAUAACCUACGCGCUGGAAGUGACGCAUGCUCUCAACUGGUUUAUUCGAGGGUUCAGCCAGCUGGAGACGAACUUGGUCUCUGUUGAGAGGAUCGAUGAGUACUCGGUCUUAGAGACCGAGCCCAUUGACGAGGAAGGGACUCCUCAGCCUGCCUGGCCAAGCUCUGGGGCAGUUGAGUUUGACAAUGUCGAGAUGAGGUAUCGACCUGAACUAGAGCUGUCGCUCAGAGGCGUCACGUUUGCGAUUGGAGGGGGGGAGAAGCUGGGAGUGGUGGGAAGGACAGGGGCAGGCAAGUCCUCCCUCGCUGUCGCCAUCUUCCGGAUCUGUGAAUUGUCGUCCGGCAGGAUAUUGAUCGAUGGGGUGGACACGUCAACGAUGAGCUUGAGGGAGCUUAGGUCUAAACUUGCGAUCAUCCCUCAGGACCCUGUUCUCUUCUCCGGUUCGAUCCGCUACAACGUCGAUCCUUUCCAAGAGUACAGCGACGGAGAGGUGUGGGAAGCGCUGAGAAAGGUUCACCUUGACGAGUACGUGCGGCACUCGGAGGGAUCCGAGGGUCUGGAGUUGCAGGUUGCGAGCGGGGGAAGCUCGUUGAGCGUGGGUCAAAGGCAGCUGCUGUGCUUGGCCCGAGCGCUGAUGCGGAGGUCCAAGGUGAUGGUGAUGGACGAGGCGACAGCAAAUGUGGACCUCAAGACUGAUGAGGAGAUCCAAGAGAUCAUCCGCGAGAACCUGCAGGGAAGCACAGUGAUCACAGUCGCUCAUCGCUUGAACACAGUCAUGAAGAGCGAUAAAAUUCUGGUGAUGUCUGCGGGAAAAGUCGGAGAGAUUGGUGAUCCAGGAGAACUGAUUGCAAAUGAAGACUCACUGUUCUCGAGGCUCUGCAAGGACACCAAGCUCAACAAAUAA